UCCAGAAAACGGACAUGACCCUCCGUCCUACACCCGACAGCUGCUGAGGAGCUCGGCUGGUAAAAACAGGCAUUGGCAUAAAGAUAAAUAUUUCCCUUUUCAUGGGACUAUAGUAUGGGAGCGCUAUGUUGUCCAGGAAAGGACUCAUUCCUGAGGAUUACUUGCUCACACGUUUGGCUGAGAAUGUCCAGCAGCCAAAGUUUAAAGCCAAACCAAGGAAAGCUCGAUUUGUCGCCAAGAAUGGCACCUGCAAUGUAGCGCACACCAACAUCCGAGAGCAGGGUCGAUUCUUGCAGGACGUCUUCACAACUCUGGUGGAUUUAAAAUGGCUCCACACGCUCAUCAUUUUCACCAUGUCCUUCCUGUGCAGCUGGCUCCUUUUCGGGAUGAUCUGGUGGCUCAUUGCCUUUGCGCACGGCGACUUGCACCAGACAGACGAAGAGUUUGUCCCGUGCGUAACGAACAUCCACUCCUUCUCCUCCGCUUUCCUCUUCUCCAUAGAGGUGCAGGUGACCAUCGGCUUUGGGGGCCGGAUGGUCACGGAGGAAUGCGUAUCUGCCAUCAUCGUCCUGAUCAUACAGAACAUCGUCGGGCUGCUCAUUAACGCCAUUAUGCUUGGCUGCAUCUUCAUGAAAACUGCGCAGGCCCAUCGGCGCGCAGAGACGCUCAUUUUCAGCAAGCACGCAGUCAUCUCCGUGCGGAACAACAAACUGUGCUUCAUGAUCCGCAUCGGGGACCUGAGGAAAAGCAUGAUCAUCAGCGCCACCGUACGGCUGCAGGUGGUCCGGAGCACCUCCACACAGGAGGGCGACGUGGUGCCUCUGGACCAGGUGGACAUCCACAUGGAUAACCCGGUGGGCACCAAUGGCAUCUUCCUGGUGUCCCCGCUAAUUAUCUGUCACGUGAUCGACAAGGACAGCCCUCUGUAUUCGAUGUCAGCUUUCGACCUGCAGCACGAGAACGUGGAGGUGGUGGCGGUGCUGGAGGGGGUGGUGGAGACCACGGGCAUCACCAUGCAGGCCAGGACAUCCUAUGUGUCGGAGGAGAUCCUGUGGGGGCAGCGCUUCGUGCCCACAGUCUCGGAGGAGGAUGGCAUGUACGCGGUGGACUACUCCAAGUUCGGGAACACGAUGAAGGUCCCGACUCCCUCCUGCAGCGCCAAGAAGCUGGACGAUGUGGGAGGCAUCGCGCGCUUUAAGCUGAACGAGGGCGUAACCUUGCGGGCGACCGUGAGAAGGCGGCGGGCCUCCGCGGCCUCCCGCAGGUCCCGGAUGGAAAUGUAAAGAUGUUUAAUUGACAAAUAUGAUUUUAUAAUUAAUAUAUGUUGCUCUUAUCGGUAAUCCACAUCACAGUUCUAUUAUGCAGUCAGAUAUACGCACAUCAACAAGCUUUUACUCGGGGUUAGUGUGACCAUGCACAUAGAUUGCACUGAGAAUAACAGGUUAUUUAUUUGUACCCGUAGGUAGAUUCUGUUUGCAGUUUCUUAUAAAAACAGGGGAGUUCUGGUACCCAGAAUGAAAAGAAAGUCCAGUUUGGAUGCGUUUGAUUUCUUUGUUUUAAUCAAAAGUGGCUGCAUGUAUUUAUAAGCAAUAAAUAAUAAUAAUUCUCAUUAAUAUGUGUGUUGUUUAUAAGGAGUCUUAAUCAUGAUUUGUAAAAAGGACAACGAUUCAUAUUUUUUUCAAGCAGAAAAUAACUUUAAAUUGGUAAAGAAAUCGAGACAAAGAUCUAUGCAAUACAUUUGUAUAAUGUCAUACAUCGUCACUGUCGAUAGAUAAACUUUCCUGUCUGAUUUAUUGUUUUAGUUCUACUCAGAGCAAAAAAGGAAUAUUUCCAACAGCAGAGGCUUAGAUUUUCUGACUUCUUCUCCCUAGUAGGAUUCAAAUCUUCAAAAACGCAAUCCUACAGUUCCCAUAAUGCAACCAUCUAUUCAUUUGACCCUCCCUUCCUGGUUGAUCUCCGUCCCUUUCAAAACAUACCCCAGCAGUCUGGGGUACAAAGCUCCUUCAGUAACAGAACAUAUUAGAAACUGUGUUUACAAACCGAGCAGCACUCCUCAUGACCUGUGAACUGUGAACUAAGUUGAGUUCCCUUUUAAAAAUAGCAGUGUUUAUGAGGCUGAGCACAAGACGCUCAUGUUUCCUUCGUCCUGAAUAAUUGACACACUGAUAAAAAAAGACACAGACACAAGAUGGCAUUUCUCUCUUUUAUUAGAUUAUAAUCCGCAGAGCUUAAAAUAUUAAAUUGCUUUUAACUUAGUUAAUAAUUAAAAUACAUAAAAAAGAGAGCCAAAACUGAAGAACCCUGCAAAAAAAAAUAAAAUAAAAAAUAAAUAAAAAAGGAGAAUUAUAAACCCAAUCCUCCUCCAUACAGAGGCUAUGUCUGAUAGAACCCGAAUGCGAUUCUUUGUACAGUAAAGUCCAAGCAGACUGUGCAUUUUCUAUACAUGUGUAAUGAUACCAUUAUUGUUAUUAUCUCUGAACUAAUCUUCCUCUGAUAAUCUUUUUUAAAAAGCAAAUUGUAAAAGGGGAGAGGUCAAACAAAGUGGAGAUUUGUGUUAUUUUGCACUGGGAGUACUGGUGACUGUUACACAGCAGAGCAGCUCCACACCAUCCACUCCCACCCCUCUGUCUGUCUCCAUCUCUGCCUCUGUGGGCCUGCAGACAUUACCUCAUGUCUUUGUCCUUUUGUGCUGCUGGAGCGGGUGGAGGUGGUGUUGUUUUUUGUGGGGGGGCUUCUGCUAUGCUGAACACCAGCAAACAGCUCUGACUCAGCCUCAGUCUGUCUGAAAGCAUCAGCUCUCUGAUCAGAUUAAAUAUCUAACAUACAAUCAUUAUUUUUGUCUUCUCCCUUGUCUGUGACCUUCUCUUUAUGUGUGCUGCCCUCUAGAGGUGGGCUCUGGGACAUGUUUGUUAGGGGCAAUGUGACUAUAGUUAAACACCAUCAACAUCUCUCAUGAAGGACUGAGCAGUCUGGUGGAAAAGGGACCGAGAA
This is a messenger RNA of Notothenia coriiceps (black rockcod), 2991 nucleotides long. RefSeq names its product potassium inwardly rectifying channel subfamily J member 11 (gene kcnj11). Gene Ontology annotation, molecular function: ATP-activated inward rectifier potassium channel activity. Gene Ontology annotation, cellular component: plasma membrane. The record is from RefSeq and is a predicted model, not a curated record. Lineage: Eukaryota; Metazoa; Chordata; Actinopteri; Perciformes; Nototheniidae. Gene Ontology annotation, biological process: regulation of monoatomic ion transmembrane transport; potassium ion import across plasma membrane. Bases 126 to 1283 code for a protein of 385 amino acids. The transcript has a single exon.